AUGAUGCUCCUCCACUCUCUGAUCAUUCUUGCCACUUUGUUCACGCUGCCCUCCGGCUGCAUUGCCGUUACCACAAACAACAAACCUACUCGUACCUGCAGCUCAACAAUUGGCCUUUGUUUCAACCAAGUCUCCGAUCCAGCAACUCAGAUGUCCGUAGGCCUUGUGCUCCCACCAUCCGGCUCUUUUAACCGCGAGUUCAUCGCCCAAGUCACUAUUCCGUUGCCUUAUGGGGCAGCCGGUUUUUCUCUAGUGGAUACUCAGGGCACUGGCAGUACUAGUGCAAACGACCAAAAGGCCGAUGAAUUUUUCGGAACUGAGCCGGUCAUGCUGGAAUGGUUUCUUGCUGCUACUCAACACACGGCGGCGGGAGCUGUAUCGGUUAAUGUACUACUCGUUCAGCGAUCUAUGCCGAGUCCAGACAAGGCACAGCUCGUUCCGAUGGUCUCCGACGCUAACAUCACUGUGUCGCCACUCUCCGCAUAUACUGCGACAAAUGCCACGUUCAUCUACAGGUGCAAAAAAUGCUUCAACAUGGACAGUUCUGGCUAUUUGUUACUUUUCCGGACCGAUGCAUCUCCCAUGUACCCGGCACCUGGUGCGUACAAUGCCAGCUUCACUACGAAAGGUGCUACCAUCACUCGGAUUGACCUGGCCAACAUAAGCGAGUUCGAGAGCAGAGACUACGCUAGCUUCUUGUCAGCUGCGUCGUUGGAAUGA
Messenger RNA from Mycena indigotica, 720 nucleotides. RefSeq lists its product as uncharacterized. Bases 1 to 720 code for a protein of 239 amino acids. The transcript has 6 exons. The record is from RefSeq and is a predicted model, not a curated record. NCBI's taxonomy places the organism in Eukaryota, Fungi, Basidiomycota, Agaricomycetes, Agaricales, Mycenaceae.